AUGUUGGCUGACCUUGGUCUUGGUCACCAUAAUAUAGACGCUUGCGUCAAUAACUGCUUCUUGUAUUACAAAGACAACAAGGAUGAAGUUGAGUGCCCACACUGCUACGAGCCAAGGUAUGAAGCUUUCACUUCAUCUAAGCAGAAAAAGCCCAUUCCUAGGAAGGUUCUUCGUUACUUCCCGUUGGGUCCUCGAUCUCGUAGACAUCUUUCUGAGGAUCAUGAGUGGUGGUGGGAUGCUGAUGCAUUUGAUGGGAUUGAGGAGCAUAAUCUGAAACCCCUAAGGAGGUCUGGGAAUAUCGCUCGAUGUGUUAAGAUGGGAGAAAAUAAGAUUAGUGGGUUGAAGACUCAUGACUGUCAUGUUUUGCUGCAACGUCUUCUUCCCGUGGUAAUUAGACCGUAUUUGCAGAGUGAUGUGGUUGACACGUUAGUGGCUUGGUCAAAGUUCUUUCAGAGGAUAUGCGCUAAAGAGCUUAAAAAGUCUAAUGCUCGAUCAUUGCAAGAAGACAUUGUGAACAUCAUGUGCAAGCUGGAGAGGAUCUUUCCCCCCACUUUCUUUGACAUCAUGAUUCACCUCAUGAUCCACUUUCCCGAACAAGUGUUACUUACUGGUCCGGCAACUGGGGGAUUUCAAGAAGAAGAUCACAAAAACAAACGUUUUCCUGAAGGGUCGAUCACGGCGGCAUACAAUCAGGUUGAGUGCAUAACUUACUGCAGCGCAUAUCUCAAUGAUGAAGACACAGUGGGGGAAUCAUCUGGAGCGAGUAGUAGCUGGCAAUUCAAUCUAUCAGUUGUUUUCAACGAUGUUGAACCGUACGGCAGGUUAAGUAAUUCUGAAAGAUUAAGUAAUGAUGAGAUCAAAGAGGCUCAUUGGUGUGUCCUUCAACAUUGCGAAGAAGCCGAGCAAUACUUCAAGUCCCAUUUGGACAGGCAGUAUGGUAACGAAGUCAUACACAAGAGAGAUUUUCCUGAUUACUUCCUUAUUUGGAUGAUGCACAUUCAACAGCAGUUUCCUGCUUCUUACGACCCGGAGUUGCACUUGUUGGCUGGAGGACCCUAG
Molecule: messenger RNA, 1059 nt
Organism: Fragaria vesca subsp. vesca
Lineage: Eukaryota; Viridiplantae; Streptophyta; Magnoliopsida; Rosales; Rosaceae
Exons: 5
Coding region: 1-1059 (352 amino acids)
Source: RefSeq, a predicted model, not a curated record